Messenger RNA from Pogonomyrmex barbatus (red harvester ant), 1396 nucleotides. It is a transcript of the gene aurB, whose product is annotated as aurora kinase B. Gene Ontology annotation, biological process: protein phosphorylation. NCBI's taxonomy places the organism in Eukaryota, Metazoa, Arthropoda, Insecta, Hymenoptera, Formicidae. Gene Ontology annotation, molecular function: ATP binding; protein kinase activity. The record is from RefSeq and is a predicted model, not a curated record.
UUUAAGAAUUUACAAUGCAAUGAUACGAGUAGUAUUUUUAUGAAUUUAGGAACGUAAUGUAAAAACCAAAGAUAUCUUUUCCAAUAAGUUUUGGAAUACAAUGGACAUCUUUUUCAAUUUCGGAACGCAAUUUGAGUAGUUUGCGAUUGUUCCGAGAGGGGUCUCUAUAAACUCUUCUGGCACUUUGAAAAUUCAAAUGCGAGGGAAAUGUCAGUUACUGACUGGCAUCGUGAAAUGUGUUAUGUCGGAAUAUGCUUGUAACAAUGGAAUAAAUUUUUUCGUUGCUAUUUUCUGACACAUUUAUCACGUUUCAGAAUUGUGUGCAUCAAUAUUCAUAUUUGUGUUGUAUAAUUGACAUAUACUAUUCAUGAUGAAUACUUCAUCUAAAAAGUUAACGAUAAAAGUACCUACUGAGUACAAAGAAGCUGUUGAAAAUACAAUACAUAAGAUGCUGGAACAUGUUGCCACUAGGGAUAGAAGUUAUCAAUGGAAGCUUGAAGAUUUUGAUAUUGGAGCACCUCUAGGACGAGGAAAAUUUGGUCGCGUAUAUCUUGCAAGAGAGAAAACUACUCAGUACAUGGUUGCCUUGAAGAUAUUAUACAAAGUUGAACUAACAAGAGGACGUGUGGAGAAACAAGUGAUGCGAGAAAUUGAAAUACAAUCACAUUUGAAACAUCCACAUAUUCUUCAAUUGUUAACAUAUUUUCAUGACAAAAAAAGAAUCUAUUUAGUGUUGGAAUUUGCAGCGAGAGGUGAAUUAUAUAAAGAAUUGAAACGUCAACCAAAUGAGAGAUUCAAUGAGCACUUAUCUGCCAAGUAUACUUAUCAAGUGGCUGAUGCUCUGGAGUAUUGUCACAGACACAAUGUGAUUCAUAGAGAUAUAAAACCUGAGAAUCUGUUGCUUACAUAUAACGGAGAUAUAAAACUUGCAGAUUUUGGAUGGUCUGUACAUGCACCAUCCUCAAAACGAGACACAUUGUGCGGAACAUUGGAUUACUUACCACCGGAAAUGAUAAUGGGACAAACUUAUGAUUUUUAUGUUGAUCAUUGGUGCUUAGGAAUUCUUUGUUACGAGUUUCUCACGGGACAACCCCCUUUUCUAAGUAACUCCACCCAAGAAACAUACACGAAGAUAAAAACUAUAAAUAUAUUAUGGCCGGAACAGAUCAAACCUGCAGCCAAAGAUCUUAUAUCUAAGUUAAUUAAGAAGAAAAGUUCGGAGCGAAUUUCCUUGGCUGAAGUCAAGAGACAUCCCUGGAUCAUAGAACACAAAGAUUCGCCUAAACCGAGAGCUUAAACUGGAAGGGAUAUUAAUCUUUAUUGAUGUAAGCGUAUGUUUUAUCUGUGACGUUUUUAUUGUAAUCUUUUUUUCUUUAAAAUAAAGUAUAAUAGAAUU